UGCUUGCCGGGGAGCCGCCAGUCGCGUUGAUUCCUGUGUUAUUUUCUCGCGAUCUCGCAUUUAAAGGUCUCGUUUAGUGGACUGUUUAUCGUCGUGACUGUUUAACGUGUUGCUCGGAAGCAGUAGGCGAGCUUGGAGUCGAGCGGUGUCCGCUUACUUCUCGAUUACUUGCCCCAUUGCGGGGUGUGCCGCAUCGGUGUCUUCUCACGUGACGUCUGCUGCUGCCGUCUCCACUACCUGUCGCAAAACAUGUCUCUGAGCGCGGAUAUCGGCUCCGUCUUAACGGGUUUGCCCGAUGAUUUCGAAAAAGGAGGUGUGGUGGCUGCAACCAGCGUUCUUCAUCAGAGAGCAAAUGAAAUACGGCAACAAAGGGUCAAUUGGCAGUCCUACCUCCAGAGCCAGAUGAUCACGCAAGAGGACUACAACUUCAUUGUUGCCCUGGACCAGUCAACGACGCCUGAGAGCAGGGCCAACCUGCUCAAACAGCAGCGGCUGCAGUCGGCCAAGACCUUCUUCAACAUGCUGGGCCACAUCUCGAGAGACCAGACGAUCCAGUACAUUCUCAUCUUGAUUGACGAGAUGCUUCAGGAAGACAAGUCGAGGGUGGAGAUAUUCAAGGAGUAUUGCCGCAAGAAAAAGGAGUCGGUCUGGACCCAGUUUCUGAACUUGCUGAAUCGACCGGAUGGCUUCAUUGUCAAUAUGACGAGUCGCAUCAUUGCCAAGAUUGCUUGCUGGAGCCGCGAGCUGAUGGAGGGUUCCGACCUGCAGCACUACCUCAUGUGGCUCAAAGACCAACUUCGCAUGCCGAACAAUGACUACAUCCAGUCCGUGGCCCGGUGUCUUCAGAUGAUGCUGCGGAUCAACGAGUACAAGCUAGCCUUUGUUGCCAUUGACGGCAUCUCAACCAUUGUGACAGUGCUGGCUGGUCGUGUGAACUUCCAAAUCCAGUACCAACUUACCUUCUGCCUCUGGGUCCUCACCUUCAAUGUAGACUUGGCCAAGCGGAUGAGCAAGUACAACAUCAUACCAAUCCUGGCUGACAUCCUGAGCGAAUCGGGAAAAGAGAAAGUGGCAAGGAUUAUUCUGGCAACAUUCAGGAAUCUGAUCGAGAAGCCUGACGAGAAUGAGAUCAAGAGGGACAAUGCCAUCGCCAUGGUGCAGUGCAAGGUGUCAAGGCAGCUUGAGAUACUUCAGGGCAAGAAGUUUGCCGACCCUGACAUUGUGGAGGACAUUGAGUACCUGGAGGAGAAGCUCAACACCAGCGUCCAGGACAUGAGUUCCUUCGAUGAGUAUGCCACUGAGAUCAAGUCUGGUCGUCUUGAAUGGGGCCCCGUGCACAGCUCAGAGAAGUUCUGGCGGGAGAAUGCGGACAAGCUUAACGAGAAGAACUACGAGCUGCUCAAGAUCUUGGUGCGUCUGCUGGAGACCAGCAGAGAUCCCCUUGUCCUGAGUGUCGCUGCCCAUGACAUUGGAGAGUAUGUCCGGUACUAUCCACGAGGAAAACACGUCAUUGAGAAACUGGGUGGCAAGCAUCUCGUAAUGCAGCUGCUAGGCCACGAGGACCCCAAUGUGCGGUACGAGGCUCUGCUCUGUGUCCAGAAGAUCAUGGUGCACAACUGGGAGUACCUUGGAAAACAACUGGAGAAGGAAACUAGCACUUCAAGGCCAGCACAAGGGCCAACUAGAUCAUAACUCUCGUCUGGGCAUGUGACCUUGCUUCUUAAGCCCCAGGAAGGGAUGUGUAAUAAACCUGUGUAUUUAUUUAUCCAAA
Rhipicephalus sanguineus (brown dog tick) is the source of this 1771-nucleotide messenger RNA. Its product is annotated as V-type proton ATPase subunit H. The transcript is spliced from 13 exons. Gene Ontology annotation, cellular component: lysosomal membrane; vacuolar proton-transporting V-type ATPase, V1 domain. Gene Ontology annotation, biological process: proton transmembrane transport. The record is from RefSeq and is a predicted model, not a curated record. Gene Ontology annotation, molecular function: proton-transporting ATPase activity, rotational mechanism. Bases 250 to 1692 code for a protein of 480 amino acids. NCBI's taxonomy places the organism in Eukaryota, Metazoa, Arthropoda, Arachnida, Ixodida, Ixodidae.